CAAUGAGCAGAUCUCCAGCCCCAACGCAGGGUGGUUUUAAAAACGCUCUAGGAUAGUGGUCCAUGCUGCAUCCAGCAUCUCAAAUCUGACAGCGGUCAGUCAAGUGCCAUGGUAGAGCAAUCUUUUCUAGGUCGGGGCUCACCGCCUGGUGGUGUAACCGUUCCAAGUAGGCCCUUAGCAGGAUGCUAACUACUGGAUGCGUCGUCGGGCCCAACCCUGCUCAGUCUUCCUCAUUUGGCCCAGCUUGCUAUGUAGCCCAAGCCGGCCUUGAACUCACGGUGAUGCUCCUGCCGCAGCCCUCACUCUCUCGCUCUGUUGGCAGGAUUUCGUACGACCCUGCUCGCUUCCCGAGGUACCUGCCUGAGGCCUACUGCCUGUGCCGCGGCUGCCUGACCGGGCUCUUCGGUGAGGAGGACUUCCGCUUCCGCAGUGCCCCUGUCUACUCCCCUGCGGUAGUGCUGCGCCGCACGGCGGCCUGCGCCGGGGGCCGCUCAGUCUACGCCGAACAUUAUGUCACCAUUCCGGUGGGCUGCACCUGCGUGCCCGAGCCCGACAAGGCCUCGGACAGCGCCAACUCCAGCAUGGACAAGCCGGGAGCCAAGCUGCUGCUCGGGCCCAGCGACAGGCCAGCGGGGCGCUGAUGCAGGGACUGGCACCACCCAGCUUCCUGCGAGCAUCUGUUCCCCCAACACCACCCCCCACCCCAACCACUGCCCACUGUUUCUUAAAGGACAGCUACAUAAGCUUUAAAUAUAUUUGUAUUUUUCAGAGUAGACACUACAUACCUAAGGCUAUUUUGAAUAGAGGCAGAAACUAUUUUCAUAUUAGUAAUUUAGCUCAAGCAUGUUAUUUUUAAAACUUCCUUGACAUACAAGCGAAUUAUAAACAUCCGCUUUCCUCUAAUAGGAUUCUUUCCACCGUAAUUGUGGUGUGCAGAUGAACUUUUAGGUGAUAUUGUGCCCUGUCUCUGAGUUCAGCCUGUUGCCAAGGCUCACCAAGGUGAAAUGGGUGCUCCAAAUCUAUGCCCUGAAGGCCUCUCAGGUCAAUAGAGAGAGGGAUUUGAGGGGCCUCCAGGUUCCAGAAACCAAACUCUCCUCCUUUGUUCUUUAGCAUAUGGAUGAUCUCAACUUUAUCACAGUUUUGUUUUGGUGUUGUUCUUCCACUUUUGGAAGCCACUGGUCUCAAUUUAUGGCAGGAGGUGGAAUGUGAUAUCUUAGCCAGUUCUCAGGGAGCUCCAAGCACACAGCUUGGGCUUUUGGAUCAAGCCAAGCCUGAGGAGGAAGAGGGAGGGCCCAGUCUCCAGCAUGUGGAGGCCUCACUCUGGGUAUUAAACUGUGAGCUAAAUCCUUACUCUCGUGUACGUGAGAAGUCUCCCCUGAGUAUAUUUGUAGAAGUUCUUUCUAAUUCACUAAAAUAAUGCUAGCUGAAGGGUAUGCUGGCCAUGUGCAUUUCAUUUCUUUCCAGAGUCUGCUUAGGUGAAUUUGUUUGGAGUGUUGGGAGGAAACCCAAACCCUUGGAAAUUUGAAGUAGGAUCUCUUCCAGUGAGCCACACCCUCUCCUGACUCACUUUCAGGGAAAAAAAAAAAAAAAAAAAAAAAAAAAAAAGAGAGCCUCACAGAGGUCCUUAGGCCACUGGGGAUGUACCCAAUGGGACCCAUCUCCUUCACUUACCCUAUACCAGUUUUGCCUGUCACGUGCUCCUUGGUGCCACUAUCUGGAAAACCUACCAAGGACCCGAAACAGUGAGUCCCCCUGACCUUAAGUUGGAACCUUCAGAAUGGUGAGCCCAGGGACAAAUUUUCCCAGAUCAUCUCAGGCACUGUGCUAUAACAAUAGGAAGCUAGCCCAGUGUCUCUGGAAUACAUGCUCGACUCCUGUCACCAAGCUCCUGGGCAACAACUGUGGACAAGACAAAAGUGCUUUUCUUAAACUAAGACAAGAGCACACCUUUAAUGCCAGCACUUGGAAGGCAGAGGCAGGGCAAUCUCUGUGAGCUCAAGGCCAGCCUGGUCUACAAAGAGUUCCAGGACAGCCAGGACUAUUACACAGAGAAACCCUGUCUAGAACCCCUCCCCACCACAAAAAAAAAAAAAAGAAAGAAACAAUGUUCAAAUAGAGGAUUUACAGCCGCUUGAGCUCAGUGGCCUUUACUCUACUUAGCAUCUUACUUCACACAGUGAACAUGGCUGCACAGGUCUGCCAGGCAGGUUUGUUCCGAGGCUUUGUGGUAGAGCAGGGCCUGAUACUGAAGGCACCAUAUCUGCUUCCUCGGCCCCCAGAAAUUUUUCUUGGUGCAUGUUUCCAACAAAGAAAUUCUGUCAUGAGGACUCUGUGGCAUUGCUUGGCAUGGAGGUAGGUAUUCUGCAGGCUACCAAAGAUCUUUUUAUAAUCACGUGCUGGGACAGUUCUGUCUUGCCCUAUGUGUCAAUUAUGGUCAACAGAGAUCUAAAAAUAUUAAAUGAAAAACUCCAGACGUAA
Cricetulus griseus (Chinese hamster) is the source of this 2478-nucleotide messenger RNA. NCBI's taxonomy places the organism in Eukaryota, Metazoa, Chordata, Mammalia, Rodentia, Cricetidae. The record is from RefSeq and is a predicted model, not a curated record.